Messenger RNA from Copidosoma floridanum, 2517 nucleotides. RefSeq lists its product as uncharacterized. Lineage: Eukaryota; Metazoa; Arthropoda; Insecta; Hymenoptera; Encyrtidae. The record is from RefSeq and is a predicted model, not a curated record. Gene Ontology annotation, biological process: autophagosome-lysosome fusion.
AUGCCGUCCGCCGGGAUCGCCGGUCCGUCGGUGGUGUUGCUGCUACUGCUGAUUCUAGCUGUAGUUGGUGGCAGUCGCGCUUUCAGCUCUCGCUCCCCAGAAUGUUCGUUUCCAUCGCGAUGGGAGGGCACGUGGUUUCAAAGCGGCGUCCGCCAAUCGAUUCUCAUAUCGAAGAACAUCCUCUCCAGCAAAGGAACCUGCCUCCACAACGAGGGCGACAAGUUUCUCCUGGUCGACGAGAAAUCCUGCUACCGGUGCGUCGUCAUUCACGAGAAGCACCCCAAUGUUCUGCAGUACAAAGAAACAUACUGUCACGGUCGAAGCAGCCUGUCUUCACUGUGCUCUUACAUAACUGGCGACGCCCUGCUCUUUUCGAUGUUUCGGGAGGAGGCUACCUCAGUUGCGUGUCCCUUUCACGGGCCCAUGACCUUCACGUACAACCGUGGACAUGGGAGGUGCUCGACUCCCGUGAGCAACGUCGACGCCUGCACAGACGAGAGCCGGCUGCUCUUUAGGUACCAGGCCUGCCCCGACGUCUACGCAUCCGAGAGCACAGUCGAGGAGCUCGAGUGCCUGGCGACGUGGAAAGAGGGGAGCAAUCGCUACCUGGUCGGCCGGCUGCACAACGGCCACUCCCUGAGCAACGAGGAGCGCUACAGGUGCUUCGUGUACGAACGGGCUGGGCAGAGCGUCGCUGGUCCCAACAGGGCAGCCGCCGCGGCCCUUGGCAUAGCCACCGUUCUCGACCACGAGAUCUUGGCCUCGGCCCCCGCUCGGCCCGUCCCCGAGGGCACGCCCGAGCUCUACAAGGUCGCCCAGAGCGGCGACGCCACCUGCAACGGGCUCUUCAGUCCCCUCGAGGGCUCUAGAACCAUGACCCUCACCAAGGUCUCGUCACCCGGCAAAUGUUGGUUCCCCACGUGGCUGACGGGCAAAACGAGCCUGACCUGGCACACGCUGGACCUAACGCGCUCCUACACCUUUCACAUGAGCAACGCGUCCCUUCAGACCGCGAGGUCCAACGGGAGCGCGAGGAGCUCGGAGAACCCGGACUUUUUAAACUUGCCCGGCCAGGAGGAGCACAGCGUCAAGAUACUCUGCAACAGCGUCAAGGUGGCCAACGUCGAGCAAAACAUCUUCAUGAUUGUCGCCCACUUCACGGUCGGCUGCCAAAGCGGCUACAUGUGCAUGGCCUUUUACAAGAGGGACGGCCACGUGGUCGAGCUGCAAACAGGAAGCACCGUGUCCAGGGCAGAAGAGGCCUGUAGCCCGCCCCACUACCAGCAGCACAGCGUGCCCUACGUCACCCUCGUCACUAGUGCACCGGAGACGCGCCAGUGUCCCUACCUCGGGAAAUUCACUGUAACCGGCGUAAACCGAAACAACAACGACGAAGACGCAGGCAGGGCGGCAAAGGGCCGCGGUGCCGACAGACAGGCCGCGGGAGACCGGCAUGGCCAAGAGCGAGGUAGAAUCGAGUUCGACGUGGAAAAGCGUCGGGGCAGCGUCCGGUACUUUGUGCACGAGCAGCAGGGUCGCAGAGCUAGGUCCGAGGUAGCCGAGCAGCGGCGCAACCAGGACGAUCCCGAGGAAGAUCGGCUGAUCGAGGAGGAGCUGCUGAUGCUGCUGCGCCGUACCGAUUCCGUGGAGGACCGGUCGCGUCGACACGCGUCGCCGGAAUUGGAAUUACCGAGCGGCAGAGGAGGACCGGAGGCGACACCGGAAAAACCCACGAACGAGAGGGACUUGCCUGCAGCGGAGCCACCCCGGAGGAGGCGCUCCCAUUACGAAUUCUCCAGGUUGCUCGGCUUUCGAGAUCUGGUGCGCCUCGAUCGACAACUGCCAGAUGAGGAGGUCGACGACGACGACGACGAGGAGGAGGGUGAUGAUUAUCUGGUGUACGACGAGGGCGACCGGAGGAGGAGAAGGAAAAAGCGGGACGGGGGACCCGAGCAGCCGACCGGCAGCUGCGACUCUGAGAUAACGACGCUGACCGUCGGCUGCUCGACUGCCGAUCGAAUGGAGUUUCAGAGCGACUGCGUUGACGAGGAAUUCGUCACAGCUUACUCGUGCCACGGGCGCUGGUUCGAUGCCGAGGGUACACAGUUUGUGAUAGCGACGCCACUGUCGCGUCGCGGCAGCCAGUCAUCAUCGUCCACAUGGAGCGGCCCCGAUGGCUCGAGGGCCCAGCCCUACAGGAACAGUCGCAGGCUAUGCUUCAUGUACCGCGAGAACGGGGGUGUCGUCAGUCUCACGGCCAGCCCGAUAGCCUGUCAGAGGGGCGUCCCGCUCCCACCGCCUCUCCUCGCCUUCAACGCGACGAGUAUCGGCCAGUGCAUGGACGCCGCGAGUAGUCUGGACAACGGCCCGUUUCGACUGAUCCUGCCGGCGAUGCUGCUACUGUUACUAGCCGCAACGAGGUGAUUCUAAAUCCGCGGACAGGGCCGACGUUUCAUGGCUGCCCCCGAUGUGCACGAGAGAGGACACCUCGGGCGCUGUCCGGGAGGAGGAAUAACU